AUGGAACCUUCUCAAAACCCCAGCAAGCGACUUUGCAGAAUCCAAAACCCAAACCCUAAUUCUCUCCCUAAUGUUGCCGGUUACGAACAGAGCCACGUCGAUCUGAUGAUCUCCUCGUUCCUCUCGUUACCGGAUUUGCCUUCCUUAUCCUCGCCGCUCUCCAUCAGCUCCUCCUUCGACCGGGCGGUUGAGAAAUUGUUCGAAGCUUCCGGCGAUGACUCCGUUCAAGAUCUUCUCACUGAUCGAGCACUCCAACUCGCCUCGCUUCUUCAAGAUUCCACCAAUAGAUUUUCCCGAAAGCGCGCUUCCCUCCACAAUUCCAAUUCCUGGUCACUCUCCCAUGACCUCACCGUUAAGGUGUUUUCGAUGGUUGAUACAAAAUCUCUGAUGCAAGUUUCAGCUUGUUGCACCAUGUUCAAAAAAUGUGCCAUGGACUCUUGUUGUUACUCCCACAUUGACUUGACAACUGUGAAUGUUAGAAGUAGUGUUGUGUGUAGUAUGAUCCUUAAGGCUGGAAAAGAACUCAGAUCCCUAAAAGUUGGUUGCUUGGAAAUAUUUGCGACACCUUUGCUUUCAAAAUCUUGUCUCGCCGCACUAUCCUAUAAUGAUGGGUUUCUUGGGAAUCUCGUGGAAAGCCUACACAUUUAUAAUCGCAAUUGGUUGGACGAGGAGUCCUUAUGCGGUGCGUUAUCGGUCUGCUCAAAUCUAACCGAUUUAAAGAUUGUUAGAUUGGUUCAGUCAUUAGAUAGCGUAUUACGCCGUCUCACAAGAAAUUGUCAGCAUCUGUUCUUAGAGAAAGAGCUUGGAUAUGUUAAACCGUACCGUAUACGUGGUUUGUCCUUUGAAAGAAACUGCCCCAAUAUGACUUCACUAUCACUUAUAGGUUUUGACCUAAGUGAUAGAAACGCCUACCAUCUUAUUAAGGGUUUGCGUAAGCUUAAGUACCUGAACCUAUCCAGAACAAAGAGAAUCAAAGGACGCUUUUUUAGGGAUGUAAGCCAUGACUGCAAAGACUCUCUGCUCGAGACUCUGAUAUUGCAAGAUUGCGAUUCUCUAGAGGAGAGAGAUGUUUGCCUGUUUUUGAAUUCGUUACUCAUAGGAAACUUCAGAUUCAUUCGACACAUUGACGUUUCAAAUACUUACGGAUUGAUUUAUGGCGACAGGAGAUGUAGCAAACCAGUGUUACCUCUGGAAAAGCUGAAUGAAGAAAGACCAGGGUUCACUUUUGUGGCAGAAUUUAGAACACCAGCAUCAUCAUCAUCAUCAUCAUCAACAUCGACAUCAUCAUCAGCAUCGUCAUCUUCAAGCUCAGGGAAUUCUUCCUCUUGCAGUGGAACUGACGACGAUGAAGACUGA
Molecule: messenger RNA, 1356 nt
Organism: Camelina sativa (false flax)
Lineage: Eukaryota; Viridiplantae; Streptophyta; Magnoliopsida; Brassicales; Brassicaceae
Product: F-box protein SKIP17-like
Molecular function (GO): protein binding
Source: RefSeq, a predicted model, not a curated record